This is a messenger RNA of Argentina anserina (silverweed cinquefoil), 1400 nucleotides long. RefSeq lists its product as uncharacterized. NCBI's taxonomy places the organism in Eukaryota, Viridiplantae, Streptophyta, Magnoliopsida, Rosales, Rosaceae. The record is from RefSeq and is a predicted model, not a curated record. Bases 32 to 1027 code for a protein of 331 amino acids. The transcript has 2 exons.
GAGAGAGAGAGAGAGAAGCACAGAGACUCACAUGGCUCUCUCACCGUCCAAGGGCAUAGUCGUCACUAUCCCGGUGCUGGUCCUCUCCGUCUCCCUCGCCGCCGUCUUCUUCUUCCUCCUCCUCUCCUCGUCCUGCACCUGCGGCGGUGGCGGCCCCGUCGCCGGAGUUAGGAGCUCUCCGUCCUCCGCCGGAGAAGACUCGGCCGCGGCCGGGAAGGAGUGGGAGAGCGGCGAGACGAUACAGUCGUCGGAGGAGGAUGUGGAGUGGGUGAAGGAUCAGAUCCGAGUGAACGGUUUGCAUAUGCAGGAUAACGUGUUGCGUAAGGGAAUCAACCCUAGGACUAGGGCUCAGCAGCUUCAGGAUCUCUUGCAGUACAAGGGUAUAUCUCACUAUGAAGGACCUGAGUCUGGAAAUCACACUGCCCUCCCAUGCCCUGGUGAGCUUCUUACUGAAGAGCAUCACAGUAACUAUGGUGAGCCUUGGGCGGGCGGGCGAGAUGUUUUUGAGUUCCUGGCUCAGUCCAGCCAUCUGAAGCCUGAUUCAAAGGUUCUUGAGAUUGGUUGUGGUACGCUCCGAGUUGGUUUGCAUUUUAUUCGUUAUCUCCGUCCUGGACACUUCCACUGUCUUGAGAGAGACGAGCUGUCACUAAUGGCUGCAUUUAGAUAUGAGCUACCUUCCCAAGGUCUUCUGCAUAAGCGCCCUUUAAUUGUGAAAGGGGACAACAUGGAUUUCUCUAGAUUUGGUUCAGACGUUGUGUAUGACUUGAUCUAUGCCAGUGCUGUGUUUCUACAUAUGCCCGGUGAUCUUGUUUGGCUUGGGCUAGAGAGAUUGACAAAUAAAUUGAAACCUUUCGAUGGGCGAAUUUUUGUAUCUCAUAACAUCAAGUUCUGCUCACGAUUGGGAGGAGAAGAGUGCACAAAACGGCUUACCAGGCUAGGGUUGGUGUAUGUUGGAAAACAUACACAUGACAGUUUGCUUUUUAAUCAUUAUGAGAUCUGGUUCGAGUUUAAGCGGACAAGGGCUUAGAGUUGCAUUCAUUUAAUCAUUUGUUUGUUGGGUCCUAAUUAUAUGCACGUUGGGUGGCUGCAGUGCUGUUGUUGUAUUGGUUUAACAUCCCUGGCCACCUUUCUUCGAAGAUCAAGCCGUAACCUCCUAUUUAUGAUUGUAGGUUUUAGAGUGGCAGAUUUGUGUAGUCUCGACUUGUAUGGUUGAUCAGUUUGUGCAGGAGGGUUGUGGCCUGCUACGUAUAGGAAUAGAAGUACAUGUACGAUUCUGUUAACACUUGCAAUGAGUUAUAUAAGCAAUUCAUUCUUUCCAACACCAUUGUGCAUAGGUUGUAACAUUCAUAUACCAAACUUGCAGCUUUGCUUGAAGAGUUUAUUGCUACCCUGGCCUUGGC